AUGGUCUGUCCGUUAUGCGCUCUGGAGGAGCUGGCGAGCAAAACAUUUAAGGGGCUGGAAGUCAACGUUAUACAAGCUGCAGAAGGUCGCGAACAUCACAACGCCUUCGGCCAAAGACAGGCCUCCAAAAAACGACGGAAGUCCCGCACGGCCUUCACCAACCACCAGAUCUACGAGCUGGAAAAGCGCUUUUUGUACCAGAAAUACCUGUCACCGGCCGACAGAGACCAGAUCGCACAGCAGCUGGGUCUGACCAACGCGCAGGUCAUCACCUGGUUCCAGAACCGACGGGCCAAGCUCAAGAGAGACCUGGAGGAAAUGAAGGCGGAUGUGGAGUCUCUCAAGAAAAUCCCGCCAAAGGCAUUGCAGAAACUGGUGUCCAUGGAGGACAUGGAAGACCCUCACGGUGGCUCAGGGGCCAUUUCUCCCAGCCUUUCCCCAAGAGCCUUUCCACAGUCCCCGUCCUCGUCCAGAGGCCAAACCACAGACGAGUUCUCAGAGGAGGAUGAGGAAAUCGAGGUGGACGAUUAAAAGCAGGCCCUUGUUUUCAGAGAAGGGCAUUUUUCACAACUUUUGCACGGACUCUGCAGAAGAACUUGAAAUGCAAGGAAAGUUUUGUCUCCCUUAUUUUUAAUUUAUUGAAAUGACCUCUACGUUCUGAUGUCCAGAUCGAAGACAUGGUUUAAGGAAUACACUUUCAUAAGAUCUGAGAAAUGCUUAGAGAUAAAUGGUACAGUAUCAAGACUGCAACAUGUGUAUGUACAUUUUAAGCUUUAUUUCUCGAUUUUCGAAAGAAAUUGUGCAAUUGUUUACACCAUUCAACACAUUUAUGACCGCUGUAGAAACUCUAUGCCAAAAGUGAUUUUCAAUUAAAUUCUCAGCUGAAUAGAAUUAUAUAUUUAUAAAUAAUUUCAGAAGUCAUCAGAAAGCGAAUUUAUUCAAUCUUGUUUCUACAUUGUAAUUGUCAAAACUCCGUUCCCAAAGUUUUACAUUAUAUAUCCCAGUUCCUUGCACAUUUCCUACUGGCAUUAUUAACAAAUUAUUACAAAAUUAAAAUGUAUGUCCAAAACAAUGCAAGGGCAAGGUUGUGUGUAUAUAUGACAAGUUAUGAUGCAUCUA
Sinocyclocheilus anshuiensis is the source of this 1119-nucleotide messenger RNA. RefSeq names its product transcription factor LBX1-like. The coding region runs from base 1 to 531 and encodes 176 amino acids. Gene Ontology annotation, biological process: regulation of transcription by RNA polymerase II. The record is from RefSeq and is a predicted model, not a curated record. Gene Ontology annotation, cellular component: nucleus. NCBI's taxonomy places the organism in Eukaryota, Metazoa, Chordata, Actinopteri, Cypriniformes, Cyprinidae. The transcript is spliced from 2 exons. Gene Ontology annotation, molecular function: DNA-binding transcription factor activity, RNA polymerase II-specific; sequence-specific double-stranded DNA binding.